This is a messenger RNA of Galendromus occidentalis (western predatory mite), 4053 nucleotides long. RefSeq names its product A disintegrin and metalloproteinase with thrombospondin motifs 7. Gene Ontology annotation, molecular function: metalloendopeptidase activity. Gene Ontology annotation, biological process: extracellular matrix organization; proteolysis. The transcript has 25 exons. The coding region runs from base 487 to 4053 and encodes 1188 amino acids. NCBI's taxonomy places the organism in Eukaryota, Metazoa, Arthropoda, Arachnida, Mesostigmata, Phytoseiidae. Gene Ontology annotation, cellular component: extracellular matrix. The record is from RefSeq and is a predicted model, not a curated record.
CUCGUGAGCCUCAUUCCUCUCAGUGCGGCCGUGUUCCGAGACCACAGACAAAAGCAAUUCAUCUCGGGACUGGACUGGUUUGAAGUUGUGCAUCCGAGCAGAGUCACCACAGAAGGCGAAUUCGUCUCUCAUGAAGUGAAGCACAGCUCAAAGGACCAACAAGGAACGGAUCAUGUUUCUCCGCCUUUCCGCAGACGGAUCACCCGCCGAAGUGCCUCAGCGUUCGAACAAGAUGUCGAACAGCUACAUUAUCAGCUGCCAAUCGAAGGUUCCCAUUAUCACAUCACGCUGCAACCGAAUCGAGAAUUCAUCUCCGACGGCCUGGUCGUCGAGCGUCAUCGGGAAGGCGGUGUCAAACAUGUCCGAGUUGGCACCGGGAAAGCCACCCGAUGCCAUUUCAGAGGAACUUUACGAAGAGUCAACGAUAGCUAUCCAAUUGCCCAGGCCACUAUCUCUACCUGCAACGGUCUCACGGGCUUAAUUCAAAUGGAGAACACAGACUACCUCAUAGAGCCAUUGAAAGGCUAUACUAACUCGAGCGAGCCCCACCCUCAUCUCAUCUAUCGCAGAGCAAUCAAAUCAUCGGAGGGACCAGCAGCGCGCACGUCUCUUGUACAUGACAACUUUCAUAAAGAACACUUUCAAGCUGGCUACCAGCGUCGCGUCCAAUACGAGCGGCAUCUACGUCGCGAGCAGCCCAAGCCAAGACGGCGCAGAAAACGCAGCGUCAGCAUCGAGAGAAAUGUCGAAACGCUCGUGGUCGCCGAUAGGACGAUGCUCGAGUAUUACAAGAACGAGGAUAUGGAAACCUACCUACUGACGGUCCUCAACAUGGUGUCGACGCUGUACCACGACGCUAGCAUUGGCAAUGCAAUAAAUGUUGUUGUGAUCCGGAUUAUGGUACUCGAAACCGAGGAGCAGAAGGUUCAAAUAGACGAUGAAGCUGACGAGAAACCGACUAGCGUUGACGCCACGGAAGAAAUUCUCAAAAAGUUCUGCAAGUGGCAGAAACUCGUGAACCCCGCCGAUGAAAGUGAUCCACAUCACCACGACGUGGCUAUAUUAGUCACCAGGAACAACAUCUGCACCAAAGGCGAUCAGCCAUGCACCACAUUGGGUCUGGCGGAAGUUGCAGGGAUGUGUCAACCCCAGAGAAGUUGCAAUGUCAACGAAGAUUCUGGACUCACGUUGGCUUUCACCAUCGCCCACGAGCUUGGACACAAUUUCGGUAUGUCGCAUGAUGGACCUCAUAACGGAUGCCAGGCUCCUCUCGGAGAACGGCAGCACGUGAUGGCGCCUCAUUUAAACUCCGAUACGUCACCCCUUGUUUGGUCCAACUGCUCUCGACAUGAGAUCACCAACUUCCUUGACCGUGACUGGGGUCGCUGUUUGGACGACGAGCCCCGCGCGCAUAGCUACACGUUCCCUGUGCUUCCUCCGGGAGCCAUGUACGAUGCGGAUCACCAGUGCCGAUUACAGUACGGAAACAGCGCAAAAUACUGCGACGGAAUCGAGGAGGUUUGCCAGACUCUUUGGUGCCGUCUGGAUAAUAAGUGCGUCACAAAAAUGGAACCGGCUGCCGAAGGAACCGUCUGCGGAAAGAACAAGUGGUGUUACCUGGGAAACUGCACGGAGAUGGGCGAUCGACCUGAAGCAAUCGAUGGCGAAUGGGGUCCAUGGAGUGAAUGGGGAGACUGCUCGAGGACCUGUGGCGGCGGCGUCAUGCAGUCUGAACGGCACUGCGACAACCCUGCGCCGGCUUACGGAGGACGCUACUGCAUCGGAGAAAGGAAACGCUACCGAAUGUGCAAUACCGAUGACUGUCCCGAAGGAACGCCGAGCUUCAGGGCUGAGCAGUGCUCGUCGUUCAACAAUGUGCCGUACAAGGGAGAGCUGUUCCAUUGGUCGCCGGUGUUCAACUCAGAGAAGCCCUGCGAGCUGCAUUGCAAAUCUGAUGGGAAAUUCUUCUCCGUGAUGCUACGCGACACGGUCGUGGAUGGAACACCCUGUCAACCCGGUUCUCGUGACGUUUGCAUUAACGGAAAUUGUCGGAGCGUCUCGUGUGACUGGGGUAUCGAGACCAGUGCGCAGGAGGACCGUUGCGGCAUAUGCCACGGCGACGGUACGCAGUGCGUCACCAUACAGAAGCUGUUCAACGUCACAGAAGGACUCGGCUACGUGGAAAUCGGUCGGAUCCCUCAAGGCGCGCGCAAUAUCCGCGUCGAAGAAGUGCGCGAAUCCACGAACUACAUUGCCGUACAGGGAGCCGGUGGCGAGUUCUACCUCAACGGACAGUGGUUCAUCCAGUGGACCGGCGACUAUCCAGCCGCGGGAACGACCCUUUUCUACGAGCGGAAAACAGAACGAGAUGUUCUCUACGCGCCCGGUCCCAUCAAAGAAGGCAUCGUCAUCUUCCUGCUGUUCCAGUCGGAGAACCCAGGAGUGAAAUACGAAUAUACGAUGCCUGAGUCGAAUGCUACCCGCCGUCCCGAAUUCGAAUGGAAAUACGCGGACUGGACGGUUUGCUCCGUGACUUGCGGAGGAGGAUACCAAGAGUCGUAUGCCAAGUGUAUGGAGAAAGAAGCAGGCCUGGUGGAAGAUACGUACUGCACGCACACCCCGAAGCCCAAGCCAAUCAAACGGACGUGUAAUACGCACCAAUGUCCCGCGCGUUGGUGGACCGGGCCGUGGCAGCACUGCUCUGCAACUUGCGGUGAUCAGGGUCGCAGGAAGCGAACCGUUCUCUGCAUCAGAUCUCUCGGUACCGACGAGCAGCUUGCGCUUAACGACGAUCGCUGUGCUGCCGUAACAAAGCCCCACGACCAGGAGCCCUGUCCGGUCACCCCUCAGUGUCCCGAGGACCCUAAUUGGAUAACAUCGGAAUGGUCAGACACCUGUCGACACAAUCCGUGCGCGAAUCAGACUCGUGAAGUGAACUGCGGACAAAUCGAAGGGUGCGACAACGGCACCAAACCAGUGGAGUUCCGGGUGUGUGAUCCGAACGAGUGCGGUAGAUGGAACGCUGGGACCUGGUCUGAGUGCUCCGAAUCUUGCGGCGGUGGACUCCAGGUACGGAAAGUCACAUGCAACGGAGGACACGAAAGGUGCUCCCGCAGCGAGGAGCCGGCCUCCGUUAGGUCCUGCAACAACAACCCAUGCCCUGCGGAGGAAGAACCUUCCGCACAGCAGCCCUAUGACGACACUUCCGAUGAAGAUCGGCCUCAGGAAGUCGUCGAAGACUCGAAAAGCGACCUGGUUAUCGAUGUGAGUGGCAGUGUCAUGGUAGAUGCUCCAACAGCAGCAUCGGCAGCUGAGGUGGCAGGCGGGGACAUCGAUGGACCACAAGAAGAGAAACCGGGGCUACAGGUUUCCCUAGAAGGUCUCAGGUACGCUUGGAGGACUUCUAAAUGGAGCAAAUGUACAAAGAAUUGCGGGGGAGGCAUGAAGUCCCGUCAUGUAAAGUGUAUAGACAAAAUAACGCAGCACGAACAGUCGGCAGAAACGUGUCUGAAACACGACGAAAUUGCUCUGAGCUCUAAGCCGUCGGAGAGCGCCGACUGUAACACCGAGCCCUGUCUCGAAUGGGAGAUCACCGAGUGGUCCAAGUGCUCAGCAAGUUGCGGUAAUGGCACUCGUGAACGCUCAGUGAGCUGCCCAGUGGCCCACAGAUGCGAGCCAUCCGUGAGGCCUCAAGGUCUCAUGGCUUGCUACGGUGAGCCUUGUGAGCAAUGGGUUGUGGGCGAAUGGUCCGAUUGUCAGGGCUGCGGACAGAACGCCACUCAGCGGAGAUCUGUUCAUUGCGUGAAUCAGCUGACCAACGGCCCAGGCACCGAGUGCGAGCUCGACAUGAAGCCUUCAAGCGAAAAACCUUGUGAAGGAGCCGCCUGUACGACAGAAAGCGAAGCAGCUGAGUUCCGGAUCUGUGUCGACGAACUCACAUACAAGGAAUGCCAAAAUUUCAAACAUCUCUGCGACACGAAAGCGACUCCUUACUUCCGCCUCAAAUGCUGCCAUACCUGUUCACUAUAUCUCAACCGGACGUUCAAUGAAUAG